Apis dorsata (giant honeybee) is the source of this 677-nucleotide messenger RNA. RefSeq names its product transmembrane protein 14C. Gene Ontology annotation, cellular component: mitochondrial membrane. Gene Ontology annotation, biological process: regulation of heme biosynthetic process. The transcript is spliced from 4 exons. The record is from RefSeq and is a predicted model, not a curated record. Lineage: Eukaryota; Metazoa; Arthropoda; Insecta; Hymenoptera; Apidae. The coding region runs from base 241 to 585 and encodes 114 amino acids.
UAUAUAUAAAACUAUUUAGUACUUAAGUACAACAGAGAGCGCAACAAUCGCUAUAAAAGAUAAAUAGAUAAACCACUCUAUAAAAUGAAUAUAUCACGAUUAUAUUUGUGAUAUGCAAAAAAUGAAUACAUUCUGUUUAGCAUUUGUAAUUUAUUAGUGCUGUCAUUUAUUAUUUUUAUUAUUAAGUAAUAAAGCAUAUUUCAAAAAAAUUUCUUGAUAAUAAAAUUAUAAUCAAAUAAUAUGCCUGUUGAUGUACUUGGAUAUAUAUAUGCCGCUACAGUAGCGGCUGGUGGUAUAAUGGGUUAUGUAAAAGCGCAAUCAAUUCCUUCUUUGGGUGCUGGACUUAUCUUUGGAUCUGUUUUGGGCUAUGGAGCUUAUCAAACUUCUCAAGAUCCUACAAAUAUUGGACUUUCUAUAGCAGCAACUUCUGUUCUUGGUGGACUUAUGGGUUAUCGUUAUUAUAAUAGUGGUAAAUUAAUGCCAGCUGGAUUAAUUGCUAUAUUCAGUUGUAUAGCAUUAAUAAAAACAGUUGUCAGAUCUUUUUCUGCAGCCCAUGUAAAUGAAACAUUAAACAAAGAAAGUUAAGAAGAAAUAAUAAAAUCUGUAAAAGGAGAAGAGGAUAGAAAAUAUACUAUGGAUUCUAAUGAUUAAAACAAUUAGUUAAUGUUAUAAACCUA